Musa acuminata AAA Group (dessert banana) is the source of this 3193-nucleotide messenger RNA. Its product is annotated as isoamylase 2, chloroplastic. Lineage: Eukaryota; Viridiplantae; Streptophyta; Magnoliopsida; Zingiberales; Musaceae. Gene Ontology annotation, molecular function: isoamylase activity. Gene Ontology annotation, biological process: starch biosynthetic process. The record is from RefSeq and is a predicted model, not a curated record.
CAACCAAAGAUUAGGACGAGCAACAGUGCAAUCAUAAUAACGAAAACAAGUAUUUAAACACCAAUGGAAACUGUUGUUUUACUAAUAGUCAUGAACCAUGGAGAAAGCUUUAUUCUACAUUGUAUUGGUAGUUCAAGCAUAACUCAGAUUAUGAGUUAGUUUCCACUUUAGAAGUAGAAGAAGUUAAAAGAAAUUUUAUUCAAGAAGAUAAUUAGGUCAUUAUGAUGGAAAACUUGGACCAUAUUAUGCCGAGACAACAUCAUAUAUGAGAUUCAGGAAACCUGGCCCAUACUUGGGAGUCCCAUGACUAAUCUGAGAAUACUAUGAAUUGACUAGAGAGCAAGUGUAACAGAGAAGACAUCCAGAUUAAAUACAGAAGAAUACCCCAUAAGCAUAAUAUCUAUUCUAGAGAAGGCAGCUAAAUGGAUCUUCCACAAAACUAUAGUGUUGCCAAUAUUUUCUCAGGAUGUUGACUAAAUCUUGUCUAGUUGAUCAAUCAAAAGUGCCAAGCCAUGGUCCACAGUGUAAUCAGUUAAACCCACCAAGGCCAAUAAUAGUUACAGUCCAAAAUGAUUGUCUAAGGAUUUCAAGUGUCAAUAAAUCUGAACUACAAAGUUUGGCUCUAAUGGACUGUCAAUGCUCAUGACAUAUUCAGCAGUUUAAAACUAAGCCUUGGUUUGGGACCCAUAAUCUACUGUUUAGAAACAAUUGGACAAGAUCAAAUAUAGCUCAAAAGUUUACUAACAGUGUCAACUAUUUGGAAUUCGAUGAAAAAUUAAAAAGUAAUUUUGUUGAAGCUAGAAGAAUAAAAGGCAACCCAGCAUUGUUGCAAACAAAAAUCUGAUGAUGUACUAAAUGUUACAAUUGUUACCAAGAAGCAACAAACUAAAAUAUCUCAUAACAUAACACAGUAUUUAUUGAAAAUGGGAUUGGUGCCGUCAUAAUGCCCUUGGUUUGCAAUUAUUCUGGAAGGUAUACGUUGGAUCUGGAUUUUGAUUCAGCAAAGGCUCCCUUUUAUCUAUCAUUUAUGCUGCAUUUGUGUUCUGAUGCUGGUGUUGUUGCCUCGGAGAUUAAAACGCACAGAAAGACAAGAUUUUGUGUGCCUGUGGGUUUUGGCCCAGGAUAUCCUGCGUCCUUGGGUGCUUCUGUUUCCGAUGAUGGAAUGGUCAAUUUCUCUUUGUUUUUGAGGAAUGCUGAGAGCGUUUUCCUCUGCCUGUAUGAAGGGAAAACAGAGGUUCCAUCUUUAGAGAUCGAACUGGAUCCUUAUGUCAAUCGUACAGGUGAUAUCUGGCACGUCUCGAUGGAGAGCAUCGUGGACUAUGUGAGCUACGGUUAUCGUUGCAAAGGACCAGUAGAUAAAGAGGUGGUCGAUAUGCAGCAUGUGCUGUUGGAUCCGUUUGCCAAAAUUGUUCGAAAUCUUCUUUCUGUUCAGAGUGAUACAAUGACUCCAACCAAGUAUCUUGGUUCUUUGGAAAUAGAACCUAUAUUUGACUGGAGUGGUGAUGUUCAUCCGCGGUUGCCAACAGAGAAGCUCGUGGUUUACAGAUUAAAUGUGGGGCAGUUCACAAGAGAUAACUCGAUCGGUCUCCCAGAAGAUGUUGCUGGGACUUUCGGUGGUGUGAGUGAGAAAGUAGAGUAUUUUAAAGAACUUGGUGUCAAUGCAAUCCUGCUAGAGCCAAUAUUUCCCUUUGAUGUUAACAAAGGCCCUUACUUCCCCUAUCAUUUCUUCUCGUUAAUGGAUGAAUAUGGACGUGAACAUAAUGCUGCUUCAGCAAUCAAUUCUUUGAAGGGGAUAAUCAAGACGCUACAUUCCGAAUGUAUAGAGGUCUUGAUGGAGGUUGUUUUUACUCAGGUUGAAGGUGGAGAUGCGGACUCCCAUGUGAUAUCAUUCCGAGGUAUUGAUAGUUCUUCCUAUUGCAUUGUUGACAAAAAUGUAGGAUCAGGAACCAAUAGUCUCCUGAAAUGCAAUAACCCCAUUGUUCAGCAAUUAAUAAUAGACAGCCUCCGGCAUUGGGUAGUCGAGUUCCAUGUAGAUGGCUUUUGCUUUAUUAAUUCUUCUUCAAUGACUAGAGGACAGAAUGGGGAUCAUUUAUCUCGCCCACCUUUGGUGGAAGCUAUAGCAUUUGAUCCGGUACUUUCAAGGACAAAGAUUGUCGCAGACUGCUGGUCCCCGCUUGACAUGUCAUACAUGGAAAUCCAAUUUCCUCAUUGGAAAGCAUGGGCAGAGAUGAACAUGAGAUUUUGCAGUGAUGCAAAGAACUUUUUGAGAGGUGAAGGGCUCCUAAGCGAUCUUGCUACUAGACUUUGUGGCAGUGGUGAUCUAUUUUCUUCCGCGGGCCCAGCAUUUUCUUUUAAUUUUGUCGCAAAGAACUUUGGACUUCCUCUUGUUGAUUUGGUCAAAUUCAGCACUGCUGAGCUUGCUUCGGAAUUAAGCUGGAACUGUGGCGACGAAGGUCCAACAAACAAUAAUACUGUUCAUGAGAUACGUCUUAAGCAGAUACGGAAUUUCUUGUUUGUCUUGUUUGUGUCACUCGGUGUUCCUGUUCUAAAUAUGGGGGAUGAGUGUGGCUACUCCACUGGUGGUUCUCCAUUGUAUGAUGACAGGAAGCCUAUCAAUUGGGAUAGCCUAGGAACCGGCUUCAGUAAGCAAAUUACAAAAUUUAUUGCAUAUCUGGGUUCACUUAGAAUCCGAAGAGGUGAUAUUUUUCAGAGCAAGCACUUUCUUAAAGUAGAAAACAUUGUUUUGUUUGGAAGUAAUCAAUCUGAGCCAAAAUGGGAUGACCCAACAUGCAAAUUUUUGGCUUUGGCUCUGAAGUCAGAAAAGAACUUUGACAUGUUAAAUUCAAAUGGCGGUGACUUAUUUAUAUGCUUUAAUGCCAGCAAUAAUUUGGAGACUGUUGUUUUGCCCGAACCGACAGAGGGAAAUGUUUGGCUUCGUUUGGUCGAUACCUCCCUUGCAUUUCCAGGAUUCUUUUCAAAUAGUUAUGAUCCAAAUGUUCAGAAAGCUGAAGGAUCAUCUUCUUAUGAACUGAAGCCUCAUAGUUGUGCCUUAUUUGAAGCCACUAUGUAUUGAACUUUGUGCCUUAUUGUCUUGUAUAAUGGCAGGAGUUUCUUGCUGUAUCUAUUGUCUCCUGUUGUCAAUAAAAUGAAGUAUCCUUUCGGUAAGCACUGAAUAAGUGCAAAAUUUUCUAAA